Molecule: messenger RNA, 4764 nt
Organism: Paramecium sonneborni
Lineage: Eukaryota; Ciliophora; Oligohymenophorea; Peniculida; Parameciidae
Source: the annotation of a GenBank genome assembly
AUGUUGAGAUAUUAGGAAACAGAAAGAUUGUCUCAACUCUCUCAACCUACUAAAAGAUCGAAAAAGUAUACUUAAAAUCAAUCAUUAAUGAUAAUGUCAAGGUAUUGUUAAUUUUAUACAAAGAUUGUAUGACAAUCAUUUUAAUCAUGAACUUCAUCAAAACCCUUGGAUUUCAUUGGGCACUUUUAAAUAUGAGUAAUGAUGAAUAUCUGAUUAAGUCUAGACGUAUGAUUAAGUAUGAGCAUUCAGACGCAGGUUUAUCGUACACUAAUGUGAAAAUAAAGAAGUUACGAACAUUUUAAGAACUGUGGGAAAAAAAUGAGGAAAUUCAUAAUAAAAGUGAACAACAUUAAGGAUUUAGAGAAUUUAGAGAAUUCAGAGAUAUUUCUGAGGAGGAUGUAAUUGUUACUAUUGAAUAUUGGUAUUCGAACAUAUUAAAUGCAGUACAAAUUGUCAUGAACAUACAGGAUCAACCAAACAUGAUGAAACACGUUAUUUAGCAUAUGCUUAAUAACUAAAAAAUGAAAUAUUGAAACGCUUUCCAAUUGUUAAGGUCAUUCUUAAGCCUCUACUUUAUGAUCAUUUUGAUCAUAGUAUUGACACUAUGUUUCUUUAAAGAAGAUUAGGUAUAUUGAUUAAACUAAAAUAAAGGUUGUUUUGAAGUUUAAGUGAUGUCUAAAUAGAAAGGAUAAUUGAAAUAGGCAGUGGUUGGAUCUAAAUUAAAUUCUAAAGCUUGGCCAUAGAUAAGUAGUAUCAUUAAUAAAUUGCCAUAAUAUUUUAAGAAGGUCUCUUUCAAUAUAGAUUUGAAAUACUAUGAUUCAGAUUAAAAGAUAAAAAAUACUGAUGUUAGAAUAUAACCAUAUCGUCCUACUACAUAAUAAAGAACAUAAAGUUUGAUGUGUAUUAAAUAUUAUUAAGUUUAGUUACGUCAAGAUCAAAUAAAAUUCUCAGACCAUAGAGUAGUCAAACAAGACCAAAAUCAUCAUAUUCAAAUAUGUCAGGUCAAUCUUAAAAAAGUAUGAAGGAAUAAGAAGAAACUGCUUAUAAAAUAGAAAGGACAAAUUAAGAAGGUAGAAUUGUAUUAACAAAUGUACCUUUGGAUGUUUAUGAAGUAAUAAUUGAAGAAACGAAUGAUUUUCUAAGAAAAACACAUGUAUUUUAAAUUGACAUCUCUAUAUAGAUUAUAAAUUUAUUCUAAUUGACAAAUGAUGAUCUACCUCUUAAUUAAGUGAUUGAAUUAUAGAAGUAAACACAUUCAUGUAUAAUUGUUUCUGUUAAUUGUGAAAUGAUACCAAUAACGGAAUGCAGAGUUGAGAUUGUCCCAUUAAAAGGUGGAAAAGAUGCAAUCCUUAAAGAAUCUCCAGCAGGAAGUGGAAAAUAUGAGAUUGUAGUUGAACCAAAUUAAUUCUACAUUUUUAUUAAGAAAAUUGGAUUUCAAGUUUUUAAAAGUAAAAUCAUGACAAGUUCUGGAGUUUGUGAAUUCACUUAUUCUAUAUAAAGAGCUAUUUAGACUGAGGAAGGUUAUGAUCCUGUACAAGAUGCUUUAGAUAAAAAGAGUUCUAUUAGGCCUUCAAAUGAUUUAAGAAUAAGAAAACCAAAAUAUUUGUAACCCCCAUCAAGAUAAUAAAAUGAAAUUAAUCUAAUAUAAUUCUCAUUUAUAGAUUUAGUAGAUAAAAUUCCAGUUUCUGAUGUUUACAUUAAAGUUGUGGAUGAAAUCAAUAAAAAAUUAUAUAGUUACCGUUCUAAUGAAAAUGGAAUUUGUAAGGCAUUAAUACAAAAGAAAAGUAAUUUAUUUUAAAAGAUUCCUUAUAGUUACCAAAGGUAGAAUCAUUAUCAAACAUCCUUAAUAUUACGAUAUGAGUAAAGACAUUAAUGAAUCUUAAACUUUAAGUUCACAUCCUAUGACUUAUUACAUUAUUAAAAAACCAUAAUAAUUUUCAUUGAUUGUGUUAAUAGUUAACAAACCAAACGAAGAGUUUUUAAAUUUCUACAUUAUUCAAGAAAGUAAUUAAGUUAAUUAUUAUAAAUAGAUAAAUAAGUGAUUUAAGAAGAUUAGGAUAUUCAGUAAAUUCAAAAUAGAAAUGAUGGAAUUUAAUUGAUUAAGUUUUUGAAUUUAUAAAAUAAGAAAGACAUAUUGCAAUUGGUAGCCUGUUUACCUAAAUUAAAAAUGGAUUAAAUUUAAGAAAUGUAUGUACUAUCAUCCGAUAGAAUUGAGAAAUGCAUUCUACCAAAAUUACCAGAAGAAUAAGGAACUUUGAAUCCUUAUUUCUGGAUUUUAGGUUCCUUGAAAGAACCUUAUGAAGCUUUUGAUGUAGUGAAUUAAAUAGUAUUUACUAAUUAACUCAAAGCAUAUCCUAAUUUAACUAAAAAUUAAUUAGAAACAGAAGUAUGGUAAUGUGCAUUUUAAUCACCUAAUUUAAUAAUAGCUGCUAAUUAGAAAAAUGGUAGUGUUAGCAUAUGGAAUUUAGAUAAUUAUUUGAUUGAUAAUACAAUACCUAAUGUUUUAUCUGAUGUUGCAAAUUCUAUAAUUAUUUGGGAUGAUGAUAAUGUAAUGUUAAGUGAUAAUAAUGGUUAAAUAACAUGGUUGAGAAAAAAUGAAGACUCUCAAUUUGCAUUAUUAUCAAGUUUAAAUGUAAAUAAAAAGAUCAACACAAUGUGUAAAGUAGGUGCAGAAGGUUUAGUAUUAGGUACUGUGGAAGGAAAAUUAAUAUUAUUGAAAGUUGAUUUAAGAUAACUUUAGAUUGUAAUAGAUUCUGAGACUGAUGUAGAAUCAGUAACAUAAACAAUUGAAUAAAUUAAUAAAAUAGUCUCUAUAACAAAUGAUUAGAUAGCAGUUUUGAGUGAUGGGAGCAAAUCAAUUUUUAUUUAUAAAGUAGAAAAAUCUCUAGAUAAACCUUUAAGUGCAACAUAGAUUAAAUAAAUAUAAGUUAAAGGCUAUUAAAGUGGGGGCAGACCAGUUUUAUAGAUUUUGUCUUUAGAAUAAAGAUAUUUAGUUUUCGGAGGUACUGAUGGAGUACUUCAUACUUUGAGUAUAGAUUCACAUGAAAGAGGACCUAAUAUCAGUUUAAAAUCAGAUUAAUAAAUUAAUAGUAUUCUAUAAAAUGAAGAUGGUGUACUUAUUGCAUAAGGUGAUUGUAUUACAUUUAUACAUUUACCUGAAUCUGUUAAUGAUUUAAAAGUUACAAAUCAAAGAUUCUUUUAAUCUCCUGUUAAAUUAUAUUGUGGAGAUUGUGUAACAUAUGAAAAACGAUUAUUAACAUUUACUAUUUAAGGUAAAAUGGUAGUUUGGUCUUUAUAAGAUAAACAAUUCCCUAAUAUAUGUAAUUUCUUGGUAGAUUCUGAAUUUCCAUACAAUUUAAAACCUGAUCAUCAUUCUUAUUUGUUAGUGGAUGCAGCGAUAGGAAAGGAAAACUUUAGUAUUUAUUUAAUUAAAGAAAAUGGGGAAAUAAUAAAGGACUCAAAUUAGAUAAUAAAAUUUGAAAGAAAAGAAAAAUACUUCUAUAUAGAAAUUGAUUAAUCUUAGUAAUAAGGUUUAUGGAGAUUAGGAGCAUAUCUUUAGAAUACAGAGUUGAUAAGAUAAAAAUAACCAAAAAUAUAUUUUAUACAAGCACAUGGAUAUUAAAUGUUAAAUUUUCCAUAGUAAAUACCAAGUAGUCGUAAAUAAAUAUAUCAUUGGUUUAUUGGAACAUUAAUACCGAAAAUUGAAAUGCUUAAAACUAGUGCUUUAUACACAGAUUCCUAAAUUGUGGGUAAGUUUCCAUCUUUGGAAUUAAUAAAACAUGAAGGUAAAAUUAAUUAAAUGAUGUUUAUAAAUAAAGAAGAAUUUAUGACAGCAGGAGAAGAUAAGUAAAUUAUAAUAUGGAAUGCUUAAAAGUUUAAUAUAAAUAAAGUAUUAUAUCAUGAAGCAGAAAUAUUAAGUGUACAUGUACAUAAUGGAAUGUUAUUGGCAGGUAAUAAAGAAGGAACAGUAAUAGGAUGGAAAUAACAUGAUAAUAUUUGGUAGAUGGAUAUAAAAUUUAAGUAUCAUGAGAAAGGAGUUUAUUCAAUGAUAUAUAUAGAUGGAAGCAUAGUUACAGCAUCUGAGGAUAGAAAAAUUCAAUUAGUUAAUUUUGUUUCUAGUGCUUUAGAACAUGUAGAACCAGUUGAUAGAACUUUUGUAAAUUCUUUGGUUGCAUAUAGUAAAGAUUCAUUUGCUGCUGGUUUUCCUGAUGGUAGAGUGAAAACAUAUAGAAGAGUAUAAUAUUAAUAAAAUCAAUAGGAAAAAUCAGGUCCAAAGAUUAUACUUAAGACUUUAAGAACAAUAGUCACAACUAAAGUUUAACAUUUAUAUUAAAUGAAUAAUACAUAAAUAUUGGUUGGAGGAAUAGAUAAAUUAUGUGAUAUAUUAAAUGUUGAAUAAGGAACAAAAUUAAAGUAAGUCUUUUUUUUUAUUGUAUAGAACAUUAAAAGAUGGUCAUACUGGAUAAAUAUUAUGUAGUCUCAUAUACUUUAAACAUCUCAUUACAGGUGGUUCUGAUGGAAGAUUAAGCAUAUGGAAUUCGGAUAAAGGAGUGUUGAUUAAAACAUUUGAAUUAACCAAAGAAGAAAUAAGAACACUUAUGAUAAUUGAGAGAUUGUUAAUUACUACUAGUAAUUAUAUAUAUAAUUAAUAGGCUCAAACGGAACCAUAAGAAUUUGGUAGGAAAUAUGUCCAUUUAUUGAAUAGAUUCCUCCUGACGAGGAACCAGAAUAACAAUAAUGAUUUAUAUUAUUCAAUAAAAUAAU